Molecule: messenger RNA, 936 nt
Organism: Conger conger (European conger)
Lineage: Eukaryota; Metazoa; Chordata; Actinopteri; Anguilliformes; Congridae
Product: olfactory receptor 8I2-like
Exons: 1
Coding region: 7-936 (309 amino acids)
Biological process (GO): G protein-coupled receptor signaling pathway
Cellular component (GO): membrane
Molecular function (GO): G protein-coupled receptor activity; olfactory receptor activity
Source: RefSeq, a predicted model, not a curated record
ACUACCAUGGAGAAUUCAACUAAAAUAGUGUUUGUUCUACAAGGAAUUAAUGAGACGACGUCAAACAAACGCACAUACUUUGUCGUCACUCUGCUCGUUUACUUUUUUACUAUUAUAGUGAACCUGACCGUGAUUUUUACAAUUAUUUUGGAGAAAACGCUCCAUGAGCCCAUGCUCAUGUUUCUGUGUAACUUGUGUGUAAAUGGGUUAUUUGGUGCCUCUACGUUUUAUCCGAAAAUAUUGAUGGACCUUUUAUCUGAAUUGAGUGUUAUUUCUUAUACAGCGUGUCUGGGUCAAAUGUUUGUAAUUUACAGUUAUGUCUUCUGCGAAUACACAACGUUAUCAAUGAUGGCUUAUGACAGGUAUGUAGCGAUAUGCAAGCCGCUCAAUUACCACUCCAUCAUCACGCCUCGGAAGGUGAUGAAAUUGCUGCUUUUUUCCUGGUUAUUUUCCAUUUCUGAAACAGUUGUUGUGGUGUUAAUGACAGCCAGACUACCCCUCUGUGGAUUCAAGAUGGAAAAGCUUUACUGCACAAACUGGGCGAUAGUAAGGCUGUCGUGUGUGGAUACCACUAUCAACAACAUAUACGGUUACAUUCUCAUGUUAUUUCACCUUUCAGAAUCAAUGCUGAUCUUGGUUUCUUAUGUUAACAUCGUCAGAGCUUCUGUGCGAUCGCAGGAAGAUCGGAGUAAGUUCAUGCAGACAUGUUUGCCCCAUUUAAUCGCACUGACCAACUUCACAAUCGCACUCGUUUUUGACAUAAUGUACGCUCGCUAUGGUUCCACCAACAGUCUGAAGGCUCUCCGCAAUUUCAUGUCCCUGGAGUACCUCGUUGUUCCACCGCUUCUGAAUCCUCUAAUAUAUGGCCUUAGACUGAACCAGAUUCGCCGGAGAAUCUUUAGAAUUUGCAGCCAGAAAAUACAUGCUCAAAAGUAA